AUGACCCAAAGCAACACCUACAUCAACCCCAUUCUCCCGGGUAAUCAUCCCGACCCCUCCAUCAUCCGCUCUGGCGACGACUACUUCCUGAUCACCUCCUCAUUUGAAUAUUUUCCCGGAAUUCCCAUAUAUCAUAGCACAGAUCUGAUAUCAUGGAGACAUAUAUCGCAUGCUUUGACACGUCGCUCCCAGCUUGAUAUUCGCACGCCGGAACCUGGAGGUGGAAUAUGGGCUCCGACUAUCAGGGAGCAUGAUGGGUGGUUUUAUAUUACUGCGGCAUGUUUUGACAGGUAUAGACCACAGGAGGAUGAAAGAAUAUGGCCUAGGGGAUUUUAUGUCAAGUGUAAAGCGGAGGUUGUUUUUGGAGGUGAUUGGAGUGAUCCUGUUUGGUUUGAUGAAGUGGGAUUUGAUCAGGAUCUAUUCUUUGAUGAUGAUGGGAAAGUCUACUUAUCAACCACACGACGCAAGCAUGAGCGUACCUUGGGGAGAUCUCUCAAAGACUUCGCCAUUCACAUCAGCACUGUUGAUCUUUCCACUGGCGCUUCCACGUCUACUCCCAAAGUGAUUCGUUCUUCGACAUCUGGGAUCGCAGAAGGCUCUCAUAUCUUCAAGCGAGGAAAAUUUCAUUAUCUUUUCACAGCAGAAGGUGGCACGGAAUCUGGACAUUGUGAAUGGGCAUCACGAUCAUCGAAUGGACCAUUAGGACCAUGGGAGAUUGGGAGUGCUCCAUUAUGGAAAAUUGGGACUGAAGAUGAUGAAGUGGUCAACACAGGCCACGUGGAUAUUGUUGAGGAUAAAGAUGGAAAUUGGUGGGCAGUUAUGCUUGCAUGUCGGCCUAUAAAAUUGCCUGAUGGGGUCAAAACCUUUCCAGGGAUGCCAGGAAGAGAAACAUUCCUUGUACCCAUGAAUUGGGAGAACGACUGGCCAGUCAUGAAUAACGGCAAUAAAGUCGCACUUGAGGGGGAAGGACCAGGAUUGUAUCGGUUACAGCGACCUGUAAGGUGGCGUGAUGAAUUUAUGCAUCCGGAGUUGGAACUUGGCUGGUAUCGGAAAAAUACCCCUCAAAAACGAGACUAUGAAAUUACAACGAAUCCCUCCGGUCUCCGCCUAGUCGGUAGCCCCUACGCACUCAGUAGUCCAGCUUGCCCGACACUUUUUCUCCGCAAACAAACAUCUCGCGUUGGGGUCUGGUCCACAAGACUCUCAUUUCAUCCCACUUCCCGUCAUAUGAAAGCCGGCACAGUAGUGUAUUGGAAUUACUUGACGUAUGCCAGUAUUGAUGUAUAUUCGUAUCCAUGGGAUGUCAGUAAAAGAGCGAUUGAAUUCAAUCUUGUGUUGAAUGGUAAAGAAGCCUGGAUUGUCAUGGGGAAGCUGAAAACAGAGGGAGAUGUGAUACUCUAUAUCUGGUGUACAGAUGAUGGCUAUAAAUUGGGUUAUAGACCAUGUGAUGAAAAGAACGAGAAAGUCAUAAGUUGGAUAGGCGAAGCAACAGUUGACGAGAUAACGGCAGAUCCACCAAUUGGCGCUGCAUUCAUGGGAAUGAUGCUAGGAUUGUAUGCGACCGGUAAUGGGGAUUCUGGUAUGGUCUCAGCGGAUUUCAAGUUUGCGGAAUUUGAUACCCUUCAUGAGCCUGAUCCUAUAGUCAUCGAACCACUUACGUGCUGUAGAUGA
Messenger RNA from Sclerotinia borealis F-4128, 1671 nucleotides. Lineage: Eukaryota; Fungi; Ascomycota; Leotiomycetes; Helotiales; Sclerotiniaceae. The record is from the annotation of a GenBank genome assembly.